UAAAGCAAAGGAUUUUCUCCCCAGAAAUGAGAAGCUAGCUGCCAAGGGCUUCCCCAUGCCCCGGGCCCGCAAGACUGGUACCACCAUUGCAGGGAUUGUGUUCAAGGAUGGUGUGGUGUUGGGGGCAGAUACAAGAGCCACAGAGGGUGACACUGUUGCUGACAAGAACUGCAGCAAGAUUCAUUACCUUCAGCCCAAUAUGUACUGCUGUGGAGCAGGCACUGCCGCUGACCUGGAGAUGACCACUGCCCUCAUGGCUAGCCAGCUCGAGCUCCACCGUCUCAACACCAACCGCCAGGUGCCUGUUGUGGCUGCCAACCGCAUGCUGAAGCAGAUGCUGUUCCGCUACCAGGGCCACAUUGGAGCAGCACUCGUCCUGGGAGGAGUGGACAAGAAUGGUUUUCAUAUCUACUCCAUCCACCCCCAUGGCUCGACUGAUCGCCUGCCCUACACUACCAUGGGCUCGGGAUCCCUAGCUGCCAUGUCCGUCUUUGAGUCUCGCUGGAAGCCUGAAAUGGAGCUGGAAGAGGCCAAGCAGCUGGUUCGUGACGCCAUUGCCGGUGGCGUGUUCAACGACUUGGGGUCUGGCUCCAACAUCGAUCUGUGCGUCAUCACCAAGGAUGGAGCCAACAUGAUCAGGCCUUAUGAUGUGGCUAACAUUAAGGGAGAGAGGCUCGGAAAGUACGAAUACAAGCGAGGGACAACAGAUGCUACCAAGAUAGUGCGACCCAUUAUUGUCGAGUCCCAGACUGUGAAGACGGUGAAAGUGGAAGAAAUGGACACGGCAUAAUAAUGUUAUCAAUAGUAUUAUUAUUUUUUAUUAUUUUUCACAGAAUUUAAACAGAAAACUUCACAGGAAGAGAAUCUUGCCAUUGUCGUCAUAUUCAAAAUGGAUGUGUUUUGCUUGAGUAAAAAUUUGGGUUUUCCAUAUGGCUAAGAUGUAACUGCUCUUAUCAAUAAACAUAUUUGAUAAAU
Molecule: messenger RNA, 975 nt
Organism: Penaeus chinensis
Lineage: Eukaryota; Metazoa; Arthropoda; Malacostraca; Decapoda; Penaeidae
Product: proteasome subunit beta type-7-like
Exons: 5
Coding region: 56-790 (244 amino acids)
Cellular component (GO): proteasome core complex
Molecular function (GO): threonine-type endopeptidase activity
Source: RefSeq, a predicted model, not a curated record